This is a messenger RNA of Microplitis mediator, 2078 nucleotides long. RefSeq lists its product as uncharacterized. The transcript has 3 exons. Bases 708 to 1811 code for a protein of 367 amino acids. NCBI's taxonomy places the organism in Eukaryota, Metazoa, Arthropoda, Insecta, Hymenoptera, Braconidae. The record is from RefSeq and is a predicted model, not a curated record.
AUAAUUUCCAAAAUAAAAAGAUUAAAAAAUAACAAACUCCUGACAACGUGAGAAGUUUGACAUGCGCGUUACCGAUCUCAUUCAAAAUUAUUAAAUCCGCAUGGAUUAAAUCUCCUUCAUUACAUCGUACAGAGAACAAUAGAUUGUUAUAUAUCAUUAUACCACUAUAUAUAUAUGGGUUUGAUCGAGCAUGGUGGCUGUUUGUUUACAGCCAGUAUGCGUAUGAAGAAACUGAUAUUAUUGCGGAUUGCAGAUCCUGGGCUGUGAAAAGAAGGAUAUUACGCAAGCUGGAAGUAAUAAUGUUCCAAGUGAGCCAAAGUAUCUAACAAAAGUUAAAUUGAUAAGUUUAAGAAAUAUAAAAGGAAGAAUAUAAAAAGAAAAAAAAAGUAAUUUAUAAGAAUAGUAAGAGCGAUCGGUUCCAUCCCAGAUAUACUGGCGUUCUAGAUUUGCCGUCCCAGCAUUAAAAUGUCUUCGCCGAAUAUCUACCGCGUCUAGAGAAAAGAAAGGAACGUACGCUCUGGCAUCUACUUUCAUUGCUCUCAGUUCUACCGGACCUAUAAGGUGCAAGUACCGUUCAUCUCUUAUCUUCUCAUAUAUAUUUACAUUACACAUAAAUAUUAUAAUAUCCAGCGACUGUUAAAAAAAAAAAAAAAAACACAUAAAAUUGUUAUUUAAAUCUUACGGGUUUAAUUUAAUAAAAUAAAAAUAUGCAGAAGAGACUGGUGGUGAUAGUGCUGCUGGGAUUGACGCACGUGCCGGGUUUUACGCUGAGCUGGGAUGGAUGCGGUGGAAGACUUGAACGUGCUCUGGAUGCUAUGCAACGGGAGUCAACGCGAAGGAACCGUCAUGAUGAUGAUGACAAUGCUGUUGUUUAUCAACGAAAACUUACGUCAGCUCCACUUGAGAUGACUGUCACACGUGUUUCGGUAAAGGUACCAAGUUCGGGAAAUAAUCGUGAUGGCACGUGGGCCAGAGUCGAUAAAUGUCAAUAUGAGCCGAGUAAUAAUUCACUGAAAAGUCGUGUAAUGUUCAAUGAUUUAUCAGUGUCAGGAUUAGUAUUGCUGGUACCAAGCCAGCGACAUUCAUCACCAUCAUCAUCAAGCAUGGGCGAGUCCUGUCGGAUGAGUUUAAGAUUGAAACGCGCUGGUGUUGAAUUUUCUACGAGCCCAAUAGCCCGCGCAAGGGGACAAAUGAGAAUUCGUACGGAGUCAAAUUUUUUGGAGCCGAGGUUCGCCUCAAUUUAUGCCUACGGGUGUCAUCCAACCAACCGCGUGGACAGACAGAUAAAACGACAUGACAAGCCCGCGGCAUUGACAGCUUCCAGUCAUCAUCAUAAUCUUCUUCAUCAUGAUCAUAAUAAUCAUCAUCAUCAUCAUGAUUUUGAUGACGUUGCUGAACCACGUCAUGAAGAUUUCGUUGACCAUUCGACGAAAGAAGAAGACGUUGUUAUUGCCAACGAAAGUUCCGCUUCGCGACUUGGCUACUCGCGGUUUGAUUUCGCGCCAACUAAAAAAACAUUUUGGAUUACAAAGUCCCCGGAUGAUAAACGUAAAAGGCGGUCUAAUAUUUCAGCGGAUCCGCUGGAUGACAACUUUGACAACUCCCAUGAAAGUAAAUUCCAUAAUUUUUUUAUGAACGAUUAUCCCUAUGGAGUCGAUUGGCAGUCCAAGGAGAAUGUCGCCCGGGAAAUGGAAGAUGUUUUUCUGCGAGGAGCCAGCGAGGCUCUGACUAAAUACAUCGAACACGAGCUUCAUCCUGCUAUCAAAGAAACUCUCAUGAUUUCUAUGGGUUACACUGUCAGUUGGGGAUAAUUAUCUACUCUAAAAUACAAAUAAUUAUUUAAAAUUUAAUGUCAAUAAUAAAUACACACAUAUAUUUAUAUUAAAUGCCAUCGUUUGUCCGUCAAUUCGUUCAAACAUUUGUUGAUUUAAAACGAUGGCUAAUUAUUUACAUUACCGAUAAAAAAAUUAUCGUCUAGUCGAUUUAUAUAACUAAUUUUAUAACUAACUUUUGACUUAAAUUAUAUAAAUUAUUAUAUAUAUGUAUGAAUAUAUUAAUAAAUUAAUGUACAAAUCUCA